This is a messenger RNA of Suillus clintonianus, 1012 nucleotides long. RefSeq lists its product as uncharacterized. NCBI's taxonomy places the organism in Eukaryota, Fungi, Basidiomycota, Agaricomycetes, Boletales, Suillaceae. Bases 90 to 713 code for a protein of 207 amino acids. The transcript has 4 exons. The record is from RefSeq and is a predicted model, not a curated record.
GCCUACCGCUUCCAGGCGGGCUCUUCUCAUUCAUGGCAUGACCAUGUCCUCGCAUUCAUGGGAGGGCAUCGCUGAGCUGUUGGUAGCAGAUGGAUUUUUUUGUCGUUGCUCCGAAUCUCCUUGGGCAUGCAUGGAGACAGGGCACCGACUAUCGUGUGUCCACCCUUGCAGAGGACCUUAAACCAUAUUUCGUCAUGGGCACGUUCUACGACGUCAUCAUCGGUCAUUCUCUUGGAGGCCCAGUGGCCUUAUCGCUCUUGCCAUUCUUGCCCAAGACAAAAGAAACCACUCUCAUACUCCUCGAUCCUGCCCUCGAGCUUACAGAGGAGAAAGCCAAAGUGAUGAAACAAUUUGUGAUGGAUGAGAUGGCGAUUAACAAAACUGUCGAAGAGCAUAUGGCUGAAAAUCCUGCUUGGUCACGACGUGACUGCAUAUCAAGAGUGCUGGGAAUGACCAUGUGCGAUCGCGCGACUAUCGAGGUGUUCCGGCAAAACACGCCAUGGUCUUUCAGUGGGCUGACCAAAAACAUUCCCCCUAACGUCAAGGUCACCGUGCUGAUAUCAGAUCCGAAGUUCAGCAACAUCAUAGAAGACGUCGCUCGUGCAGUGGAGGGAUUAAAAUCCAGAGUUCUCCCUGGUAUUGGUCACUGGAUUCCAUACGAGCUUCCGCAUGCUAUCAUGGAUGAAAUUCCCUUACCGAGAGCAAAGUUGUGAGCCGUGUAAAUAAGGGAUGGUGUUCUGCUGCGUAAUUUUUGUCUGUAAUCUGUUUUUGAUAUCGCCCACAGCCUGCUUAAUUACUAGGUUGUACUUAUACAAAAUUUAACCGUUGAACCAGAACGCGGUGGGUGUAGCUGGUGCGAGUCAUACUCCACCUUGAAAAUAUGUGCGCCGAGAAUGGUAUGCACUGCGACUUGGCCCAGCUGCUAUUUCUUUCCGUCCGUGGGUUGUCAACUUCAGUCUGGACCCCGCAGCUCUUCUACCAUGGCACGAGAUGUUAUGUCAUUCACAAUUCG